Messenger RNA from Dichotomopilus funicola, 1908 nucleotides. RefSeq lists its product as uncharacterized. The transcript has 5 exons. The record is from RefSeq and is a predicted model, not a curated record. NCBI's taxonomy places the organism in Eukaryota, Fungi, Ascomycota, Sordariomycetes, Sordariales, Chaetomiaceae. Gene Ontology annotation, molecular function: ATP-dependent protein folding chaperone; ATP binding. Bases 1 to 1908 code for a protein of 635 amino acids.
AUGAGUAUCUCUUCACCCCUGCACCCGUCGCCUAGCCAGAGGAAUCGGGACAGCAGAAACUAUUUCACCAACAGCCAGAUCAACUCUGCCGAGGCACUCACCAGCCCGUUACGGGAACUUGCCAUUGAGCCGCCGUCUAUCAACGACCGGCUGAUCGUCGGUGUAGACUUUGGGACUACUUUCUCUGGCGUGGCCGCGGUGUACACGGGAACACCAGAUGACAUCGAAAUCAUCAAGACAUGGCCAGGCGGCAACGGCAUCACCUCAGACAAAGUCCCAACCGAAAUCUCCUACGACCUCCCCGCCAACGCCCCAGCCGGCACCGCACUAACCGUAAAAUGGGGUUUCCAAUUCAAGCCUGAAGAGUCUCGCCUCCGGUGCAUGAAGCUCUUCCUAGACCGGUCCCAAAAACUGCCCUUCUACGUCAGCCCGCUCGAAACCGCCGCCCAGCUAAAACGGUACCACAAGACGGUCGUCGACGCCGUGAGCGACUACCUGACGCAGAUCUACAAGCACACGAUGGACACGCUGCAGCGGCGGUAUGGCGAGUCGUUCAUGGCGUCGACAAAAGUCGAUUUUGUGCUGACGUGCCCGGCUGUGUGGUCGGAUGCGGCGAAGAAUACUACGCUGCAGGCGGCGGAACGGGCGGGCAUGGGCGCGCAGUCGCAGAUUCAGAUGAUUAGUGAGCCCGAGGCCGCGGCGGUGUAUACGCUCAAGGCGAUCCAGCCGAAUAAUUUGAAAGUGGGGGAUAACUUUAUUGUUUGUGAUGGAGGUGGGGGGACUGUUGAUCUUAUCGCGUACAAGAUCGUCUCUCUAAAACCCAUCCGGGUGGAAGAGUCGGCGGUCGGGACGGGCGGGCUCUGCGGGAGUGCGUUCCUGAACUACCGGUUCGAGGAGCAUGUCAAGGGGCGGAUCGGGCAGAGCCGGUUCGACGAGAUGAAGACCAAGAAGGGCAAGACGUGGCAAAUGGGGCUGCGGUACUUUGAGGAGUUUGUCAAGCGCAACUUUAACGAGGACGAGCACCAGGAGGUUAAUGUUCCCUUCCCCGGCCUCCCCGACGACGAAGAAGCCGGCCUCGACUCCGGCUUCCUCGUCAUGACAGGCGACGAGAUCAAAGACAUCUUCGACCCCGUCGUCAAAGAAGUCUGCGACCUCGUCCAAGGCCAAGUCGACACCCUCCGCGCCAAAGGCGGCGUAGUCUCCGGCAUCAUCCUCGUCGGCGGUUUCGGCCAAAGCGAUUACCUGUACCGCCGCCUCAAAUCCCAUUUCACCAGCGCGGCGCCCCCACCCUACAGCGAGCGGCCCACCAACGCCAAUGUCGACCUGCUGCGGGAACAGGCGUCGUCGUCUAUCGAGGUCAUGCAGCCCGUGUAUGCGUGGACGGCGGUCGUGCGUGGGGCGGUGCUGCGCGGGCUGGAGGGGAAUAUGGUUAUUUCGCGCAAGUCGCGCAUGCACUACGGCACGUCGUAUGCGACGGUGUAUGAUGAGGAGAAGCACUCGGUCAUGGAUCGGUAUUGGUCACCGCUGUGGGAGCGGUGGAUGGUUUCUGAUCGGAUGCAGUGGCAUAUUGCCAAGGGCGAAGCCAUAUCCCCCCUGCAACCCAUCGCCUUCCACUACACGCGCAACUUCCGCCCGGGCCAAUCGCUCCUCGUAACAGACGACCUAAUCGCCUGCGAAGCCGACGAGCCGCCACGCGCUUACACGCGGGAUUUGGUGAAUGUGUGCACGCUGACGACGGACUUGUCGGCGGUCCCGCGCAGUUUGUUUACCCGCCUGACGACGACGAGGGGCGUGGAGUUUGAUAAUUUGGAUUUUACGCUCGAGAUGAUUGUGGAUAGUGCGGGGUUGGGGUUUGAGUUGAAGGUGGAUGGGGUUAGGUAUGGGAGGGUGGAUGCGGAGUUUCAUUAG